Hemicordylus capensis (graceful crag lizard) is the source of this 5355-nucleotide messenger RNA. Its product is annotated as zinc finger protein 345-like. Gene Ontology annotation, biological process: negative regulation of transcription by RNA polymerase II. The coding region runs from base 339 to 2795 and encodes 818 amino acids. The transcript is spliced from 6 exons. Gene Ontology annotation, molecular function: RNA polymerase II cis-regulatory region sequence-specific DNA binding; DNA-binding transcription repressor activity, RNA polymerase II-specific. The record is from RefSeq and is a predicted model, not a curated record. NCBI's taxonomy places the organism in Eukaryota, Metazoa, Chordata, Lepidosauria, Squamata, Cordylidae.
CGCUGGGCAAAGGAAGAGAGUUGCGCGUCCUAGAGAGCCCGCUGAGACGGAAGGCUGGCCCUGCAAGGAGGAACUUCCCGUCCCGUCUGGCUUUUCUCACCAGCAGCACCAGCAGCAGCUUCUGGGGAGAAGAAUCCGGGAGACCCUGGGGUAUGAAUGUGAACUAUAUGCUUGUCUGGGAAUGACAAUUACUUUCUGAAGCACCAUUAAACUUGCCUUGGCCUUGUGUGACUAAGAGGUGGAUUUAUCACAUUCUUCUUGAACUGGGCAGCAAAGUAGCAUUAGAGGAAGAAGAGCUUUUGGAUGUGAUGGGAGCUUAAGCUGAGCUUAGAGAGACCAUGGAUGUGCCAAGCCCAGCAAAGAGUGGAUCAGGGAAGGGAACAGAAAAAGGCCCUCCAGCCACCCAGUCUGGUAAUGAUAAUGGAUUCUGGGAAAGAACUGUGCAGAAGAUCCUGGGAGGAGACACCUCGAGCUCAGAUGUCCAGGUCAGGAAAUUCAGAGGGUUCGUCUACCAGGAAGUUGAUGGGCCCCGAGAGGUUUGCAGCCAACUCCACCACCUUUGCCAGCAGUGGCUGCAGCCAGAGAGACACACGAAAGCUCAGAUGCUGGACCUGGUGAUCCUGGAGCAGUUCCUGACCAUCCUGCCCCCAGAGAUGGAGAGCUGGGUGAGGGAAUGCAGAGCGGAGACCAGUUCGCAGGCGGUGGCCCUGGCAGAAGGUUUCCUCCUGAGCCAGGCAGAGGAGAAGAAGCAGGAAGAGCAGCAGACAGAUGGGAUGUUAGCCCAAGCAGCCCCUGAGCUCCAAGAUUCCAAGAGGGUGACCUGUCAGAAGCUGCUGUUUAGAGGGAUUGUGCAGGAGAGAGACGGAGGCCCCAUUGCGCUGGGCAGUGAAAUGACGCUGGCGACUCCUCCUGGACCUUCUCCUCUUGGUGGUGGAGUGGAAACUGUUGCUGUGCACUCACCAGAUCAGGAGUCUGUGGGCUUUGAGGAGGUGGCUGUGUGUUUCUCCGAGGAGGAGGCGGCUCUGCUGGAUCCAGGCCAAAGGGCUCUGCACAGGGAAGUCCUGGAGGAGAUUUCUGGGCAUCUGGCCUUGCUGGGUGAUUGGAGGGAGGGAGAGAAACCUGCCGAUGGAGCGAGAAGGAGAACCGAAAGGAGCCAGAAGAGGAGGCAGACUAGUCCUUCCGAAGGGCCAGACUUGCAUUCCAUCCCAAUCCCAGGAGAAUGCCACAAGGGAAGCCGAAGGAAUAAUACCCCUCAGGAUGUAGAAACCUUGACUAGUCAGUCGCAUCAGAGCAGAUGUCCCAGAAUCCACACAGUUGAUAAACCCUAUACCUGCUCAGAGUGUGGAAAGAGCUUCAGUUGGAAGACAGCGCUUAUUUCCCAUAAAAUAAUCCACACAGAAGAGAAGUCUUUUAAAUGCUCGGAAUGUGGAAAAAGCUUCAGUCGGGGUUACCAGCUUACUCUGCAUCAAAGAAUCCACACAGGAGAGAAACCGCAUACCUCCUCAGAGUGUGGAAACAGCUUCAGUCGUAAGGAAAUAUUUAUUUCCCAUCAAAGAGUCCACACAGGAGAGAAACCAUUUAAAUUCUCAAAAUGUGGAAAGAGCUUCACUCAGGAUGUCAAGAUUACUGUCCAUCAGCGAGUCCACACAGGAGAGAUACCACAUACCUGCUCAGAGUGUGGAAAGCGGUUCAGUAAGAAGUCAAAGCUUACUUACCAUCAAAGAAUCCACACAAGGGAGAAACCAUAUACUCGCUCAGAGUGUGGAAAAGGGUUCAGUUGGGGUGACAAGCGUACAGUCCAUCAAAGAGUCCACACAGGAGAGAAACUAUAUUCCUGCUCAGAGUGUGGAAAGAGGUUCCGUCAGAAGUCAGGACUUACUAUCCAUCAAAGAGUUCACACAGGAGACAAGCCAUAUUCCUGCUCAGAGUGUGGAAAGAGCUUCAAUAAUAAGUCAGGACUUACUGUCCAUCAAAGAGUCCACACAGGAGAGAAACCAUAUACUUGCUCAGAGUGUGGAAAGGGGUUCAGUCAGAAGUCAAAGCUUAUUAACCAUCAAAGAAUCCACACAGGAGAGAAACCAUAUUCUUGCUCAGAGUGUGGAAAGAGCUUCAUUCAGAAGGAAGGACUUACUGUCCAUCAAAGAACCCACACAGGUGAGAAGCCUUUUAAAUGCUUGGAAUGUGGAAAGAGCUUCAGGCAGAAGGGAACACUUAUCUCCCAUCAAAGAGUCCACACAGGAGAGAAACCAUAUAUCUGUACAGAGUGUGGAAAGAACUUCAUUCGGGGUUACCAGCUUACUGUCCAUCAGAGAGUCCACAAAGGAGAGAGAGAACAUACCUGCUCAGAGUGUGGAAAGAGCUUCCGUCGCAAGGAAAUAAUUACUUCCCAUCAAAGAGUCCACACAGAAGAGAAGCACAUACCUGCUCAGAUUGUGGAAAGCUGUUCAGUCAGAAGUCACAGCUUAAUAUCCAUCAAAGAAUCCACACAGGAGAGAAACCAUAUACCUGCUCAGAGUGUGGAAGGAGCUUCAGUCAUAAGACAACACUUACUUACCACCAGAGAGUCCACACAGGAGACAAGCCAUAUUCCUGCUCAGAGUGUGGAAAGAGCUUUAGUCAAAACCUACAACUUACAUUGCAUCAAAGAAACCACACAGGAAGGAAACCAUAUGCCUGCUCGGAGUGUGGAAAGAACUUUAAUCAGAAGUCAGGACUUAUUGUCCAUCAAAGAGUCCACACAGGAGAGAAACCAUAUACCUGCUCCGAGUGUGGAAAGAGGUUCAGUCAGAAGUUAAAGCUUAUUCUGGGCAGGAUGGACUCUCAGCUUUGUAUGAUAAGUUACUCAAAGAUCAAAUUUUACAACCUCUUCAAUGGACUAUGAAUGAUAUCUUACAAAAAGGGACUAUGCCAGAUUCGUGGAAACAUGCAAAUAUUACAAUAAUCCCAAAGCCAGAUCAAGAUUUAACAUUAGUCAAAAAUUAUAGGCCAAUAUCACUUUUAAAUAAUGAUUAUAAACUUUUUGCUGCUGUUUUGGCAAGAAGACUGAAAGUGGUAUUAAGAGACUUUAUUCAUGAAGAUCAAGCUGGCUUUUUGACAAAAAGACAAUUGAGAGACAAUGUUAGAACAUUUUUGAAUGUAUUGGAGUAUUAUGGAAAACAUAAUGAUAAAGAGAUGGCGAUGAUCUUUUUGGACGCAGAGAAAGCCUUUGACAAUAUUUCGUGGCAGUUUAUGUGGGGACUAUUAAAGGAAAUAACUGCUGGUAAACAUUUCAUUAGAGCAAUUAAAACUAUUUACUCGGAACAAUAUGCCAAGAUUAUUGUUAAUGGAGAACUAUCAGAUAAUUGUGUAAUACAAAAAGGGACCAGACAAGGUUGUCCACUUUCUCCACUGCUCUUUAUAUUGGUUUUAGAAGUGCUUUGUAGAAGUAUUAGAAAAGAUGAUGAAAUACAAGGUCCCAAAAUUGGGAGACAAGAAUAUAAAUUGAGAGCCUUUACAGACGAUGUUGUGCUAUUUUUAGAGAAUCCAAUGGAUAAGAUUGAAAGACUCUUGGACAAGAUACAUCAAUUUGGCCAGUUGGCUGGAUUUUAUAUAAACAAGACUAAAACUAAGGUUUUGACUAAAAAUAUAGACCAGAAAACUAAAGACAGAUUUGGUGAAAUAAGUGAGUUAAAAGUGGAGAAGAAAGUGAAAUAUUUGGGAGUAUGGUUAACAAAUAAUAACUCUGUGCUGUUUUCAAAUAAUUAUGUUAAAACAUGGAAUUUAAUGAAAAAUGAUUUGCAAAGAUGGUCUAAAAUGAAUUUAUCUUUGAUGGGAAGAAUCUCAGUGGUGAAGAUGAAUGUCUUGCCUAAAAUGUUAUUUCUCUUUCAGACUAUUCCUAUAAUUAAUAAUUUGACUUGUUUUAGGCAAUGGCAGAAGGAUAUAACUAAAUUUGUUUGGCAGGGGAAAAGACCAAGAAUAAAUUUUAAGAAUUUAACAGAUGCAAAAGAAAGGGGUGGUCUGACCUUGCCAGAUUUAAGGUUGUAUUUUGAUGCUGUAUGUCUGACAUGGCUAAAGGAAUGGAUAACAUUAAGAAACCCUAGAGUCCUUGAUCUGGAGGGAUUUGAUAGAAGGUUUGGAUGGCAUGCUUACUUAUGGUAUGAAAAAACUAAAGUACAUAAAGAUUUUCUGAAUCACAAUGUAAGAAGGAGUUAAUGAGGGUAUGGUUAAAAUAUAAAAAUUGGCUGGAACCAAAAACUCCGUUAUGGUUAUCCCCGAUUGAAGCUUUAUCAUGUAAAGAAGUAAAUAUGCAGAUGUCUGGGGGUACGUAUAGAGAUCUGUUGUAUUUUCAUGGAAAGGAUUGUAAGUUAAAACCUUCAACUGAAUUGCAAAAUGUGGUUAGAGAUUGGUUUCAGUAUUAUCAGUUAAACGAGAUGUAUAAGAAAGAUCUUAAAGUUGGAUUUGAAGAUCAGAUUUCAAAUUUUGAGAAGGAAUUAUGUCAAGACGAUGAUAAAUUAAUUUCCAAAAUGUAUAAAUUGUUACUUUUGGAGGAGACAAGAGAGGAAUUGGUCAAAACAACUAUGAUAAAAUGGGCUCAAGAUGUUGGACAUAAUAUAGAAAUGGCAGCUUGGGAGAAGUUAUGGAAAAGUGAUUUAAAAUUUACUGCUUGUUAUGCUUUGAAGGAAAAUUAUUACAAAAUGAUGUACAGAUGGUAUCUGACGCCCAAAAAACUUGCAUUAAUGUAGAAAAAUGUUUCAAAUAAAUGUUGGAAGUGUGGGCAUAUUGAAGGUACUUUCUUUCAUAUGUGGUGGACCUGUGGGAGGGCUAAGGCCUAUUGGGACAUGAUAUAUAAUGAAUUGAAGAAGAUACUUAAAGUGACAUUUCCUAAGAAGCCAGAAUCCUUUCUGCUAGGAAUAACACAAGGAGCAAUUUCUACAAAUAACUUUUUUUAUGUAUGCUUCUACGGCGGCUAGAAUAUUAUAUGCACAGAAAUGGAAGACUAAUGAACUGCCUUCAAAAGAAGAUUGGCUGAUAAAAACUUUGGAAUAUGCAGAAAUGGCAAAACUUACAACACUGACUAGAGAUCAAAGCUUAGAACGUUUCAAGGAAGACUGGAAACCAUUUUUGGUUUAUUUAAAGAAUUACUUUCCUACUACGGAUCUUACAGCAGGAUUUGAAAUUUGAAGUGCAGGUUGGGUAGAUUAAUGGUGAUGGAAGGUUUAAAUUUGUGCUUUUUAUUAAUAUCAUAAUAAGGGUAAAAUUUAUAGUUGUUAUCACGAAAAGAGGUGCACGGGAAGUCAAUUUGUAAUUGUGUUUAUUAUGAUUGUUAUGGUUAUUAUUAUUGUUAAAAGUUAAUAAAAAUUUGAAAUUAAAAAAGAA